This is a messenger RNA of Orussus abietinus, 2034 nucleotides long. RefSeq names its product uridine 5'-monophosphate synthase (gene r-l). Lineage: Eukaryota; Metazoa; Arthropoda; Insecta; Hymenoptera; Orussidae. The record is from RefSeq and is a predicted model, not a curated record. Gene Ontology annotation, molecular function: orotate phosphoribosyltransferase activity; orotidine-5'-phosphate decarboxylase activity. The transcript has 3 exons. Gene Ontology annotation, biological process: 'de novo' pyrimidine nucleobase biosynthetic process; 'de novo' UMP biosynthetic process. The coding region runs from base 55 to 1473 and encodes 472 amino acids.
UUCUCAUCCGAGAGCGUCAGUAAACUUCGACAGGACUCGUUUUUAUUAAAAACAAUGGAGUUAGAAUUAAAAGAAUUGGCGAUCGCCCUUUACGAUAUCAACGCCGUGAAGUUCGGCGACUUUGUCACGAAGGCCGGCUUGAAGACGCCAAUUUACUUCGACCUGAGAGUCAUUAUAGCACAUCCAAAAUUAAUGCAAAGACUUUCCAAAUCGCUGUGGAAGCUGCAUACCCAAAAGUCCAAAAGCAUCGCACAGAUCUGUGGAGUCCCUUACACGGCGCUGCCACUGGCCACAUUAAUUUCGACCGAGAACGACAUACCGAUGUUGAUUCGGCGUAAGGAGGCCAAGGCGUAUGGUACUAAGAAAUUGAUAGAGGGAAAAUAUAGCGACGGGGAUCCUUGUAUUAUCAUCGAAGAUGUUAUUACAACGGGCAGUAGUGUCCUGGAGACGGCGAAAGACUUGAAAGAAGCAGGACUGACCAUUACCGAGGCUCUGGUCAUUGUGGACAGAGAACAGGGUGGGUGGCGAAACCUUAAGAGGAAUGGAAUCGUCGUUAAGUCCCUGUACACAAUUUCACAAUUAAUGGAAUAUCUCCUCGAAGCUGGCAAGGUAACUUCGGUGGACGUGAAGAAUGUUGCGGAAUACUUGAAGAUGUGCAAAGCACCUGUGCUCGUAGAAAAGAAAGAGAAGAGUCGACUAUCGAUGAACUUUCUACGCAGAGCGGCAGAGUCCAAGAACCCAGUGGCAUCGAAGCUGUUUCGAUUAAUGUCCUCGAAGGAGACUACACUGUGUCUGGCUGCAGACUUAACGACAACUAAUUCCAUCCUGGAACUUGCCAAUCUAGCCGGACCUCACAUAGCAGUUCUAAAAAUCCACGUGGACAUCGUCGAAGACUUCACAAAGGAUUUUACGAAGCAGUUGCGACAGUUAGCAGAGAAGCACGACUUUCUGCUUAUGGAGGACAGAAAGUUUGGUGACAUCGGUCACACAGUGUCGCUUCAAUAUCAAAAAGGUGUCUACAGGAUCGCAGAGUGGGCAGACUUUGUUACGGUACAUCCAAUUGCAGGACCUAAAAUCAUCUCUGGCUUGGAAACUGCUCUCGAUGGAAUCUCAGAGCAUCGAGGAUUUUUCCUGGUGUGUGAAAUGUCCUCCGAAGGAGCCCUGACCACCGAAGACUACAUUAGAAGAGCUGUUUCCAUGGCCAAGUGCUCCGAAACAAUCGUCGGAGUGGUCAGUCAAAGUGAGGUUAUAUCCGACCCAGGUUUGAUUCAGCUGACUCCUGGUGUCAGGCUUUCGGAGACUUCGGACAGCCUUGGGCAGAGAUAUAACACACCGGCGACUGUUGUCGCCUCUGGAGCGGAUUUAGUGGUCGUAGGAAGAGGCAUCACCGAAGCAAAUGACAAGUUAGCCGCUAUUCUUCGGUACAAGGAAGCACUCUGGCAGGCUUAUAAAAAAAGAAUCAAUGAUUCGUAGCAAUUAAGAGUGUCAUUGACCGAAGGAAUCGAAGCAUUCCAUCCAUCUAGCACGUAGUGGUGUUUUAUAACUUAGAAUAUUGAUAUUUAGCGAACAAAGUAACGAGAACCAUCGACAGCUGAAAGAUGCAAAGCAUUUACAUUCAGAAAGUAGGAUUCUUUUACAGUUAAGAAUAUCAGUUUACGAGUAACCAAAGUAAUCGAAGCAACUGGAAAUUGGAUAUUAAUCAGAAAGUACUUGAAUGAGUCGUUUCAGGUUGUCGAACGACCCAAAACAUCGUUAAUGUGAAAAGUGUACAGUGUUCUUAGAUGUUUUAUACAAAGUGGAGGCUUCAAAGAAGUCCCAAACUGUGAAAUAUCUCAACGGUGCAUUCCUGGAAGCCUGAGAAGUGAAUGAGCAUUUCGAUAUUCAAUCUAUUUGUGUUCGAAGUGCUUUUAAAAUCAUGGUACAACUUCGACAGAGGCUUGCCAGCCACUGCUCUAAAGCUGCGAUACAAAGUGUACCUUUAUUUUUUUACAACCAAAGUAUGUAGCACGAUAUAAAAACGAUCAUUUUUCCCUA